Eubalaena glacialis (North Atlantic right whale) is the source of this 717-nucleotide messenger RNA. RefSeq names its product complement C1q like 4 (gene C1QL4). Lineage: Eukaryota; Metazoa; Chordata; Mammalia; Artiodactyla; Balaenidae. The transcript is spliced from 2 exons. Gene Ontology annotation, molecular function: protein binding. Bases 1 to 717 code for a protein of 238 amino acids. The record is from RefSeq and is a predicted model, not a curated record.
AUGGUGCUGCUGUUGCUGGUGGCCAUUCCGCUGCUAGUGCACAGCUCCCGCGGGCCGGCGCACUACGAGAUGCUGGGUCGCUGCCGCAUGGUGUGCGACCCCCACGGGCCGCGAGGCCCAGGACCCGACGGCGCGCCCGCCUCCGUACCCCCCUUCCCUCAGGGCGCCAAGGGAGAGGUGGGCCGGCGCGGGAAGGCAGGUCUGCGAGGGCCCCCGGGACCACCAGGUCCCAGAGGACCUCCAGGAGAGCCGGGCAGGCCAGGUCCCCCGGGCCCUCCAGGCCCAGGCCCCGGCGGGGUGGCGCCCCCUGCCGGCUACGUGCCUCGAAUUGCCUUCUAUGCUGGCCUGCGGCGGCCACACGAGGGUUACGAAGUGCUGCGCUUCGACGACGUGGUGACCAACGUGGGCAACGCUUACGAGGCGGCCAGUGGCAAGUUCACUUGCCCCAUGCCGGGUGUCUACUUCUUCGCUUACCAUGUGCUUAUGCGCGGCGGUGACGGCACCAGCAUGUGGGCGGACUUGAUGAAGAAUGGACAGGUCCGGGCCAGCGCCAUUGCUCAGGACGCGGACCAGAACUACGACUACGCCAGCAACAGCGUCAUCCUGCACCUGGACGUGGGAGAUGAAGUCUUCAUCAAGCUGGACGGCGGGAAGGUGCACGGCGGUAACACCAACAAGUACAGCACGUUCUCUGGCUUCAUCAUCUACCCGGACUGA